Molecule: messenger RNA, 2153 nt
Organism: Physeter macrocephalus (sperm whale)
Lineage: Eukaryota; Metazoa; Chordata; Mammalia; Artiodactyla; Physeteridae
Gene: AGMO
Product: alkylglycerol monooxygenase
Exons: 13
Coding region: 163-1500 (445 amino acids)
Biological process (GO): lipid biosynthetic process
Cellular component (GO): endoplasmic reticulum
Molecular function (GO): iron ion binding; glyceryl-ether monooxygenase activity
Source: RefSeq, a predicted model, not a curated record
ACACAGAAUCUGCUGUUGGCUGUGCUCUGUGGGGCUUUGCUUUUAGCUGUUCUCUGACAAAGGGCUUGAUCUGUGCAGCACAUCUCGUCCUCUUUGUUCAGCCUCUGGCUUCAACCACUGAAUCACAAAUACUCUCCAGCUGGGAGUCAGACAAGGGCAGAGAUGAAGAACCCAGAAGCCCAACAGGAUGUUUCGGUUUCCCAGGGAAUUCGCAUGAUGUUUUACGUGAUGAAGCCCAAUGAAACGUCAUUUGAAACCCUGGAAGAGGUGCCUGAUUAUGUACAAAAGGCAACUCCAUUUUUCAUUUCCUUGAUGCUGCUUGAACUGGUUGUCAGCUGGAUUCGCAAAGGGAAGCCACCGGGUCCUUUGGAUGAUGCCUUAACAUCGAUGUCAGCCGGUGUUCUGUCUCGGCUUCCGAGUUUGUUUUCCAGGAGCAUUGAACUGACCAGUUACAUUUAUAUCUGGGAGAACUACAGGCUCAUCAGUUUGCCUUGGGAUUCUCCAUGGACUUGGUAUUUAACUUUCUUGGGAGUUGACUUUGGUUACUACUGGUUUCAUCGUAUGGCUCAUGAGGUUAAUAUUAUGUGGGCUGCACACCAAACACACCACAGUUCAGAAGACUAUAACUUAUCCACAGCGCUGAGACAAUCUGUCUUCCAACUGUACACUUCCUGGAUAUUCUACUCUCCACUGGCCCUCUUCAUACCACCUUCAGUCUAUGCUGUUCAUCUUCAGUUCAAUCUCCUCUACCAGUUUUGGAUCCACACAAAGGUCAUCAAUAACCUUGGUCCUUUGGAACUGAUUCUUAAUACUCCUAGCCAUCAUAGGGUUCAUCAUGGCAGAAAUCGUUAUUGCGUAGACAAAAAUUUUGCCGGAACUCUUAUUAUAUGGGAUAGAAUUUUUGGAACAUUUGAGGCAGAAAAGGAAAAAGUUGUAUAUGGUCUAACACAUCCCAUUAAUUCAUUUGAACCUUUCAAGGUGCAGUUCCACCAUUUACUUACCAUAUGGACUACAUUCUGGGCCACACCUGGAUUCUUCAAUAAGUUUUCUGUCAUAUUUAAAGGACCAGGAUGGGGUCCAGGAAAACCAAGACUUGGACUGAAUGAAGAAAUCCCAGAGGUCAAGGGGGAAGAAGUUCCCUUCUCAUCAUCAGCAUCUCAGCUAUUAAAGACAUAUGCAGUUGUACAGUUUGUUCUGAUGCUGACAUUUUAUGAAGAGACCUAUACAGAUAAAGCUGCACUAUCACAGGUCACUCUCCUUCUGAGGGCUUGCUUCAUUAUCCUGACCUUGACCUCCAUGGGAUUUCUUCUGGAUCAAAAACCUAAGGCAGCUGUUUUGGAAACUUUCCGUUGCUUGGUGUUCCUAAUGCUGUGUAGAUUGGGUCAUCUGAAGCCUUUCGUCCCUUCUUUGUCAUUUGCUUUUGAGAUUUUUUUUUCCAUCUGCAUUGCUUUCUGGGGAGUAAGAAGCAUGAAACAACUUGUCUCAGACCCUCAGAAAUGACUAAACGUUUGUACACAGCUCUCUUGUUUUAAUCAUUUGUCCACAACCAUAAUAUAUUACUACUGCCUAUGGAAGUAUAAUUAUCUUAUACAAUGAUUGUAUGAACGGUUUCUCUAAUGUGAGGUAAAUACAGUUAUCUACUCUUGCUUCCUUUCCGCAUUUAUUAUUCUCUAUUAAAAUUAAAGUCAGCUGCAGUUACUUUAUUGCUAGGGUUGAAAGAAAAUGAUUUCAAAUAGAAUGAUGUUACAUCCACUGGUAACAUCUAAGCCAAUGAGUAUGAGAAGAAACGAUAAAACUUCAAAACAGUAAAAAGAAUGAAGAUUUUAUUAGCAUUGUUUAGAUAACUUUUCAUUUGCUAUCUGCUAAAAUUGUGCUUGGAUACAUAUUUGUUGUCAUAAAAAUGUAUUACAUGAGCUGUCUGCCUAAGGCUAGGUUUACCUUUGAAAGCCAUAUAACCUAAGGAGUAACAUUACAGAAAAUGACAUCACUGAAAUGAAAAUCGCCAGAAUUCGGCAGAAUUCAUUUAUUCCAUAGAUUAAUUUGUGAUACAUCUGUCUAAUGUGUUUGGUCAGUUUGUUUUGGCACAUUGAGGAGUGUGCAGUAUUUCUGUGCUAUUUUAAAUUGUCACAAUCAUGUUAAAAGACUCUCUAAAU